Molecule: messenger RNA, 2942 nt
Organism: Epinephelus fuscoguttatus (brown-marbled grouper)
Lineage: Eukaryota; Metazoa; Chordata; Actinopteri; Perciformes; Serranidae
Product: lysophosphatidic acid receptor 4-like
Exons: 1
Coding region: 1-873 (290 amino acids)
Biological process (GO): phospholipase C-activating G protein-coupled receptor signaling pathway; positive regulation of Rho protein signal transduction
Cellular component (GO): membrane
Molecular function (GO): G protein-coupled receptor activity
Source: RefSeq, a predicted model, not a curated record
AUGAUUCUCCAGAAUCUAACCUCCAACUCCAGUGAGCCUUCAGGGGACAUGGGAGUCUUCAUGUUUGGACACUGUGGGGACAUGAUGGCAGGUAUCAUAGUCUGGGCAUCUCUCAGCGCUCUCUUCUCUCUGGUUGGGUGUCCUGCCUGUGUUGCUGUUCUCUUAGAGCUGUUCCGCAGACACAAAGCAGGAACUCCCGUCUCCCCCAACGACGUCUUCAUGCUCAACCUCACCAUCAUGGACUUGGUCUUCUUGUUUUUUGUCCCGCUCGGACUGUGUAACUUCCUGCUGUGGUACAUCAGGCCCAUUCAAAUGCUGAGUAACUUCCUGUAUGCUCUGAACCUGGCUGGACGACCUCUGUUUACAGCGUGUAUCUGUCUGGACUGCUACCUGGCUGUGGUCCAUCCUGUCACCUACCGCACCAGGAAGAGUCUGAUCCCCCGCGUCCUCAUGGCUGCGGCUGUGUGGACCAUCACGGUGACUCAAGGGAUCACGUUCAAAGUCGUCAGUGAGAUGAACCACAGCGCCUGGGCCAUGUCUGUGUACAUCAUAGCACUGCCCAUCAUCAUCUCAUGUGAUGUCUCCAUCCUCUGGGCUCUGAAGAAGUCCGUCCAUGCAGGCGGAGACCUCCACCCCAGGAAGAAGAAGGCUCUGCAGAUCAUCACUAACAGCAUGGUCAUGACCGUCACAUCGUACGUCCCCCCAGUGCUGGCGUACAUCCUUGGAGAUCUGAUCAUCAGUGAUGACACAGUGUAUGAAUGCUUUUUGGCCAUACCGAUCCUGAUAACUCCGACUGCAGGGAGUGCGAUCAUGCCUCUGCUCUAUCUGGGGAAUCUAGGGGGUCUGAAGAGUCCCUGCUGUUCAGAUGGUUAGAGAGAAUAGGGUUAGACAGUUUUAACUAAUGCAUAUCAUCAUAGGUGCCAUGGUAGUGCAGUGGUUAGCAUUGUUGCUUCACAGCAACGGGGUGCCUGGUUCAAACCCAGGGUGUGGGAGCCCUUGCGUAUGGGAUUUGUAUUUACUCCCUGUGUCAGCGUGGGUUUUCUCCAGGUACUCCAGCUUCCUCCCACAGUCCAAAGACAUGCAGGUUAAUUGGUGACUCUAAAUUGUCCAUAGGUGUGAAUGUGAGUGUGAAUGGUUGUCUGUCUCUGUGUGUCAGCCCUGUGAUAGUCUGGUGACCUGUCCAGGGUGUACCCUGCCUCUCGCCCAAUGUCAGCUAACAGGAUAAGUGGUUAUAGUGAAUGAAUGAAUAUUGCCAUGAAAAUUAGUUCUCUGAAACUGUAUGUUUGAAUAUGCAAAAAAAACAUUAUCUAAUUGAAUAAGCAUUAAUUUAGAUUUUUCCAGGACAAAAUCUGACCUUGAAUAAAGUCAGGUUUAAAACUUUUGUUUCAUUUCUGUUUCAUCAAAGUUUUUUUUAACAAAGAAAAUUAUUGAUAUUUAUUUUUAUUACUCCCUUAGAAAAUCAGAAAAAACUGUCAAUAGCCUUAAAAAAAUAAUCUUCAUCAUGUUUUUAGGAAUAAAAUGUUACAUAUAAAAUGUUUUUGUUUUGUUUCAAUAUUGGGGCGACACGUGAUGCAGCGGGUUUGGUAGACGGCGCUUAAUUUCCUUCAUUCUGGUGAUUUUUUUAUGUGCCAUUUUAUGCCUUUAAUGCAGCAGUUUAUGGUGUAAAUGUCUUAAAUGUUGUCAAAAUGUCCUCUGCUACUUUUAUGUUUUUAUUGGGGGGGUGGGGGUGUCGAAUGCAAGCAUUCUUAAUAUUGAUGGUGCCAUGCCACCUGUGAAAUCUAUGCCUGUGGUUAUAUAAAUCAAGCUAUUAAUGAUAUAUAAACAAUCCCCUAUGUAAAAAAACAAUCUUUGGAAGAUAAACAGGGAUAAAGCCAGAAUGGUUUGUAUAGUGGUGUUGAUGUCUGUCUCAGAGAAAAAAAUCCAAUUUUGAGAAAAUGGCCUUUAAAGGUAUGUGUUGUAAAAUUACGUACAUUUUUGGACCAAAAGUAGGACGGCACAGAUGAAGAGGGUAAAAAUGUUAUCUAACAGACAUUGCCAAGAAACCUUCCCCAGUUGAUUACUUACAUUAAGACAAUUAUUUUUUAUAUUACAAGUUUUAUUACAUUUUAUGUUUGAGUAUGCCAAGUACUCAUUAUAUAGUUAAACAUGCAUUGUUUGCAUAUGUUUCCACAACAGGAAUCUGAACAUAAAUAAAAAUCUAAACGUGCAUUUUGGAUGUUGUCUUUCCAGUCUUAGUCUGAAUGACAACAUGUUAUGGAAGCAAAAUAGCCCAAAAUCUCAAAACUGACCAGCACAUGAAAAAGCAUUUUCACCUGUAGUGUCUCACCUUGAUAGUCAAGUUUGAUGGUGAUGUGUCAACUACAAAACAGUAAAUGCAUCCAGUUCAGUGGUGAUACUAGAUUUAUAUGGUUACACCUAAUAUUGUAUGUAUGAAAGUUUUACAGGUAGCUAGCUGUCAUACACUCGCCAGAAGGGGCCCCACUUAGGGUUCUUUUGGGGCAUUAGCAGUGCACUGUAGUGCUUUUAUGGGAGGGGCUUUCUAGUUGUCAUUGCAAAAUGUACCAACAUGAGUGGCCAUCAGGAGCCCCUUUUCCCAGUUUUUGUGGGGGGUCCAAAACUUUUGCCUGGAUUGCAUCUCUUGCUGGUACAUCCCUGAUCCAGUCAUGAGCCAAGGAAGCCUCUAUUAACCAUUCACAAGUUGCAGCUCUAUUUGCGUGCAGCCAGUAGAACUGUCUGAACUGCUUUUUACAAUAUUUCAGCGCACAAAUAAUCUACUCAGCUGGUGAUGUAAAUAACUUGUAAAUAAACAUGUUUAACUGCACGGUCUGAGUUGAUUCGUCUCAGUAGGCAUCAGUGUCGGCAGAUAUCAGGAUGUAAGUGUCACAAUAUGUAUCAUCCAUCCCAUCAUUUUUCAGGAAAGAGCUCACAAAUCACAUGCUUAU